This is a messenger RNA of Candidula unifasciata, 888 nucleotides long. NCBI's taxonomy places the organism in Eukaryota, Metazoa, Mollusca, Gastropoda, Stylommatophora, Geomitridae. The record is from the annotation of a GenBank genome assembly.
AUGACCGAGUACAUAGAGUUAGCAGAUGCUGUCCUCUUCUACGCCGUCAAACUGACAACCUCGCCGCCGCCACAGUUCAUUCGCAAGCCUGGCCAGAUCUGGGUUUUUUACACCAACGAAGCCCCGUCCAGAUUUUCUUGGUUCGUCAGCGUAAACAGAACUGGCAUUCGAGAGCAGAUCAACUUGACCAUGACGCACAAACUGGACAGCGAUAUACCCAUUGUAUACGGGAGACUGACGGAAAGUGAACAACUGGUGGAGAAGGACUAUGAUGAGAUCUACGCAAGGAAAAACAGAACUGCAGCCUGGUUCGUCAGUCACUGUCCGGUGAGGUCCGACAGGAGAAUCUACGUCACCAGGAUGCAGACAAGAACUGACGUUGAUGUGUUUGGGUCAUGCGGAACUCUAAGUUGUGGCCAGGCGGAGAUAAUCCCAGGAGUUGCUGCCAUGAGAAAUGAUGCUGACAGGAGCACUUGCUUCCCCUUGCUGUCCAGGACUUACAAGUUCUACCUGGCCUUUGAGAACUCGCUGUGCCAAGAGUACGUCACGGAGAAGUUCUUCAAGAUCUUCAACAAUGUCGAUGUGGUUCCUGUCGUGAGGGGAGGUGCAGACUACAAGAGCUAUUUCCCACCUGGUACGUUCGUGGAUGCGGCAGAUUUCAGUUCACCGGAAGCUCUGGCUGAUUACCUUGACGACCUUGGUAACGACAAACCAAGGUACAUCUCCUACCUUAGGAAGAAGAACAGGUACCAAGCUGUACGAGAUUCCCCAAGCUGGCAGUGUAAGUUGUGUGAGAAGCUUCACGUUGAUCCCCUGCAGAAGUCCUAUGACAACAUCCACGCAUGGUUCACUACAAACUCUUGUGUGGAUCCUAUAGAUGUUCUCUGA